ACAAAGAAAUACAAUGCCUUUUGAUUGUUCUCAUCGACUGCAGGUUAUUCAGAACCACUUGGAAAACGAUAGAAAGGCAUCAUCUCUGCUUCUGUCAAAAGUAAUGUCAGGCAAUCCUCUGACAAGUCAUGUGCUGGACACUGCCAUGGGAAAGCCAGCAGCUAAUAUGAAGAUCUCUCUGCAUAGGCUACAAGACGGUGUUUGGCAGGAAGUUGCAACCAGAGUUACAAAUAAUGAUGGACGCGCUGGACAAUUUCUUACACUGGAAGCCUUUGUACAAGGAACCUACAAGAUGUUUUUUGAUACUGAAAAUUAUUUCAAACAGUUAGGAACAAAUGGAUUUUAUCCAUAUGUUGAGAUUGUCUUUGUUAUUGAGAGGCCAGAGGAACACUACCACAUCCCCCUUCUCCUCAGUCCCUACGGUUACACUACUUAUCGUGGUAGUUAAAUGUUUCCGAGUAUAUUCUAUUUGUUUUUUGGCUCGGUUUGGGGGUUACAUCAGAUCGAAAGUUAGAAAAAGAAAAAAAAGUUACUUCUCAUUCACAUCAGGUUGUAGCAUCAACAGUAAGAAUGAUCUGCUGAGGUAUUUUUGUCUUGUCUCAAAAUUGCAUUUUAUAAUGAUCUUGUAUUCGAGGCAGAAGAAAGGAAAAAAUUUUUUUUAAACAUUCAUACGGAUUGUCAAGUUAACAAUACUUGUCCUUAUAAAUAACAGCAAUAACAACAGCAGCAAAAAAAAAUCUUCAACAAAUAUUGUGCUGUUGAUUUAUAUAUAUAUUUUUUACCAGUUACAAUAUUAUAUAUAGAUUAAUAUCAUAUACUGUUUAUUACCAUAUACAGUGUAUUGUAUACACUAGGUCCUAAAUAAAAUAAAUAUUUCUUAUUUUAAUAUAAAUAAGUAGGAUAACUGUCAUAAAAACUUUUUUGAUAGUAUACAUUAUAGAUAAUAUAACUACUUUUGCAUAUAGUAUUAUGACUAUAAUAUUUAAAGGGGUGGACCGGUAAGCCAGUGGAAGGCCUCGGUCAGAUGACCAAAAGCUCUAGUGGCAGGUUAUCAUAUGACUAAGACCCGAGUCGGGAAACACUUGUCUGUUUCCCGGCAAACUUACCUAACCUAACCUAACCUAACCUAACCUAACCUAACCUAACCUAACCUAACCUAACAUAAACUACUUCGCAUAACAGACAUGGUAGGCCUAUAACAGACAUGGUAGGCCUAUAACCAAUUAAGGAUACGACAGCUUAUUUACAUUGUAAGAUUAAAUCCUUGACUCAUGGCACUGUACUGUGCUAUCAUCUUGGCGUUUCUUAUAUUAAUACACUGCUGACUUACUGAUAAAGGAUAGAUCCAACAAACUAUGGCUACACAAAACAAAGUAAUAGUACUAUAUCCCAAUAACACAAAGGAGGGGUAAUAUCAAGUACAAGGCCAAGAGAAGUACUAUACCUGCCAGUUCUCAAGCGUCUGGGGUGUACGUCACUAUUUUCAGUUGAACGGAUCUAAAACAUAACGAAGUUGUAGGAAUUAUCUGAAUGUGCAAAGUUUGAAUUACAAAUUAAGUAAGCAAUGACUCAUGAAAUCGUAAUAAUACUCUUGCACACAAACCAUGGAACGGGUGAGGUUUGAACCAAUAGCGAAUGAGGCGUAAAACUCCAGGCCAGUGCGCAAGCCACUCGGCUUAUGCACUGACCUGUUUUGUGCAGCCAUAGUUUUUAUGGUUGUACUAUAGUUUUAUCUCUGUUGGACUCUUCCUCGUGGCUCUGCUUCAGAUCGGUGAAAUUCAAAUAGAUUUUCUGUCAUUUCCCCGUCUUGUAUUAUUAAAUGAAGCUUUAGCGACUUUGAAGAACUUCUACGACUAUUUUGACUUUUUCUGGAGCCGUGCAGUCUGGAGUUAGGAUUUAUAGGAGGGUUUAGUCUCUAUUUUCUAUGCCCAUUUGUUGGGUUUCAGUCUUUCGUUUUUAAUAAGGCCUGCUUUUAAUUUCCUUCUUCUAAAUAUAUUUUAGAUAGGGCUAGUCUAUGAGAUGAGCUGAGAUUAGAUAAUAGCUUCUUUUCCUGUAAACUAAUCCGUGAAGGAAAAAAAAUAGAUACGUAUUAUUAAUACGCAUAUUAAUAUUCAAAGAGGGGAAUGUAUGAGAAUAUAGUUAUACCAGUGCUCUUAUAUGGGCGUGAAACAUGGGUGGUGAAUGCUGCAACAAGGAGAAGGCUGGAGGCAGUGGAGAUGUCAUGUCUGAGGGCAAUGUGUGGUGCGAAUACAACACAGAGAAUUCAUAGUUGGGAAAUUAGGAUGAGGUGUGGGAUUACCAAAACUAUUAUCCUGAGGGCUGAGGAAGGGCUGUUGAGAUGGUUUGGAAAUGUAGAGAGGAUGGAAGGAAAUAGAAUGACUUCGAGAGUGUAUAAAUCUGUAGUAGAGGGAAGGCGGGGUAGGGAUCGGCCUAGGAUAGGCUGGAGGAAGGGGGCAAAGGAGGUUUUGUGUGCGAGGGUCUUCGACUUUCAGCAAGAAUGCGUGAGUGUGUUAGGAGCGAAUGGAGACAAAUGGUUUUUAGGACUUGACGUGCUGUUUGGGUGUAAGCAAGGUAACAUUUAUGAAGGGAUUCAGGGAAACCGGCAGGCCGGACUUGAGUCUUGGAGAUGGGAAGUACAGUGUUUACACUCAGAAGGAGGGGUGUUAAUGUUGCAGUUUUAUAAAUGUAGUGUAAGCGCUCCUCUGGCAAGACAGUGAAGCAAUGAAUGAUGAUGAAAGUUGUACUUUUUCAGGCCACCCUGCCUUUGUGAGAGACGUCCGAUAUGUUAUUAAAAAAAUAAAAUUAAUAUUCAUCAAUA
Molecule: messenger RNA, 2818 nt
Organism: Cherax quadricarinatus
Lineage: Eukaryota; Metazoa; Arthropoda; Malacostraca; Decapoda; Parastacidae
Product: 5-hydroxyisourate hydrolase
Biological process (GO): purine nucleobase metabolic process
Molecular function (GO): hydroxyisourate hydrolase activity
Source: RefSeq, a predicted model, not a curated record